AAGAAAAUGAAAUUGGAAGAAGAUAAGAGAAUCACAAGUGAGUCAUUAAAAGCAAAUUCUUGAGUUGGCUAAAGAAAAAUUAUCAUAAUGGAUUUAGAGGCUAGGCAGGUGAGAGGGAGGCUGGUGGGUUUUCUAAGAGGGUCUGCUUCUGACGUCAGGGCAGGCAGCUAAUAUAACCAGGGCGAGAGGGGGAUCAGUAUCAGGCAAAGGAUUGCUGGGACAAAGAACCUGUCAUCAACAAAUACAGUGAGUAUAAUGACUUUUGGAGCAAAAUGUAUGGCUGGAAUGUACAGAUAGGCAACUGUUCUCAUACUAGCUGCUGUGUAUUAAAACUCUCAACAUGCUCAGCCAGAAAUUGGAAAUAUCUUUAUCAAUUAGACUGCUUGGUAUUAUAUAUUUUCAUUUAAACACUGUUAGCAUGGAAUGCUAAGAAAAGAUUAAUAUUUCUGUUUAAUGCAUGCUAUGUAUACCUCUGGCUACAAGAUUAGACAAAGUGAAUACUAAAAUAAUUAUCACUAAUUCAUAAUUCUGCUUCCUAAUGAGGCAAAGUAUAAUAAAUAUCUAUUAAUUGGAACUAGAAUAAUAUUUACUUGAUAUGAUAGUAUAAUUUUGAAGCUUAGGUUAUUGAUGCUGAGGUAUAAGGUAUUAUUGAAUAGAUCUCAUUAACCAACUGUUUGAUGCCUUGUGUACGCUUGCAUGGACUAUAUCUGUGCAUGACUGAUAGUAGUUGAUUCACAGGAUACUGAAGUAAGAGAUGCACAUGGGCUGUUACUGUUCUGUAACGAUAAAUAUGCUGAUAAAUAUUGAAUUAUUAAUGCAUUGUUCUUGUUUACUAUUGGACAACUCAUUACUAAUUGAUGAUGCACCAGGUUGAUAUGGCAAAGUAAGUGCAAUUAAUGUAUCCAAUGAAUAUUUCACCUGUGAACAAAUAUCUCAUGGAAUCCUAGUGCGUUAGUGGAUCCUGAAGACAGAUAUGAAGAAUAUCUUAAGCUCCUGGAGGAACUAUGGACCCGGACCCUAACCCGAGGGUUGGCAAGUUCGUCACUCUAGAUGAUGAGGACUAUAUUUCCCUUACAACAUUAUGACUGUAAGAGCAUUUAGGAAAAUGUAGUCUACAAUAUCUGGAGUGCCAAAAUGUGUCUACCCUUGACUUAGGGUUUAUAGUUCCUUCAGAGGUGUAUUGUUCUCCUGUCCCCCCCACAGUACUUGGUGGUGAAACUGCAUUCUAGAGGGUUCAUCUUUUUACAUUUAAGUUCAGCCCCACCAAGGGCAUGUCCUGUGCACCAAAACAUGUUUUCUAGAUAUUAACAUGUUUCAGUCCUGAAAGGGCAUGGGUUGACCCUGGUGGUAGUGGAAGAAAAGAACACAGUACUUUUGCUUUCCAGAGAUGCUGCAUAACAUACCACUUCCCAUAUUAGUUACCACAUGAUGGUUGGAGAAAGUAUUUGUUCUGCUUUAAUGCAUCAGCAGAGUUACGUACAUGUUGAGGCCUAAAUAUUUAAGCUGUGACUACAUCAGAUUUACUUUUUUUCCCGCGAUGAGCUAUUUUGGCCUGAAAUGUGAAGCAGAGUAGUAUUUUUUUUCCCGAAGAUCAUCUGUCCUUAAUUGUGCAGUAUAGAUUUUAAUUAUGUACAAUUUUGGACUUUAUUGAGUAAACCCCACUCGAAUAUUGGAAAUUCAACAUGAAUUAAACAUUUUAAGACAAAAUCCCUGUCUGUCAUAUUGGUGACACUUUAUAAAAGUGGAUAUUUCCACGGGUCACAGCUUUUUUUUAAUUUGGAGCAGAAAUACCUUCCUGGCUGUCACUUAGACAACCAGGGAUGUCUUCCGCAUCCAAUAGUUCUAUCAAGGGCUCAGUGUUGUAAUAUGUUUAUUUUACAGACAUCCUACUGUCCAGCUUACCUGCAGACAUUAGGUGGGUACCACAAGAGUAGAAUGAAACUGGUGUGUGCCCUUAUCCCCGGCUUACUGCUUCUGUGCCUGGCAUUGACCGAGACUCAGAGCCGAGUACUUCAACCGUCUCUGGAUAUUAGAAGUGAGUAUUGUCCUUUAUUUUUCAUUAAUGGAUAUGUAUCAACAUGCAUUCAGAUCUUGUUACAUUACUCUUUGGGUAACAUUGUAUUCUGAUAGCACUCAUCACAUCAUAAGGAGUAUGUCCAUCUCUUUUAUACCAACACCACAUUUUCAGGCGUAUUUAAUUAGUGGGAAUGGUCAGGAUUCAAAAUGAACUGGAAAAAAAAUCUUUAUGACAACUAUGUUUCCACUUUGGCUACUUUCUCCUUAAUUUAAAAUUCACUGUUUAUUCCCUACAAUUCUCAUUUUAGUAAAUAUCCCUGCUUGAGUUUGGCUGGAUAUUCUUUUUAGAUCUGAGUUACUUUUUACAAUACAGCCACUGGCGGGACUACCGAGGUUGCAGGGGUCGCACUGCAGGGGGCCCAGCGGACCCCUGUGAACAGGUGCCUGCCGCCAUGUGUUGUGGCCCCAGUCGCAUGGUAGAUCCGCUGGGGCUGCACGUUCAGGGACCCAUCGGGUGGCCCAUGCUGUUAGCGUCACCUGCCUCUCUGCUUUUUCUAACUGGAUGGCUGGAGGGGGACAUUUUGCAUGUAUGUGUGUGUCUCUGUAUGUGUAUCUGUAUGCCUGCGUAUCUGUAUGUCUGCAUACCUGUAUGUCAGUGCGUGCCCUGGGUAUGUGUGUCACUGUAUCUGUAGGAGUGUCAUUCGGUGUAUUUGAAUGUUUGUCCUUAAGUUUCUGUGUAUCUGUAUUCUGUGCGUGUGUGUUAGUUUGGGUGUCUGCAUUUGGGUAUGUGUGUCUGUGUAUCAGCAUGUGUGUCCGUGUAUGCAUCUGCAUGUAUGUCAGUGUGUGUUUGUAUGAAUGAGAUGGUGGGGGGGGCAGGGCAAUUUUCGCACCGGAGGCCUGUGGUUUCUAGUUACGCCUCUGAAUACAGCUGUACAUUUUCACUACUUAUUUUUACGAAUUGUGUUUUCAUGCAUGCAAUGAGAAGGUUUUGUAAUGUUUAGACUUUGCCUAUCAUGCAAUAAGCAUUCUAUGAUUUAGAGGAGGGGAGGGGAGGGGUGGGGGAGCUUUGUACAGGCAGAGCAAACUUGCUAGCAUUGCACAAUACAAGACAGUUGCACAUCAAUUUUUAAAAAACGAGCAUUUCCUAGGUCUUCCAAUUUUCAGCAUUUGUAAAUAUACUUUCCAUUUCUUGGAGAUCUGAAUUCUCUAGUAAGAAUCUAGAAAUAUGAUUGGAGGUUGAUUUCUAGAACAAAAAUUGGCUUGACGUUGCUUUUUAAGAGUUUUUAAAAAAAAUAAAUUAUUACGAAUCAGCCCAAAUAUGGAUCCAUAGGGAGUUGAGCAUAAACCGUAAUUUUGGGCCGCAACUUCUAAAAGGUGGAGCAACCAGCCAAUAAUUCAUUUGUUUUCAAGGUUGCUCUAUACUUAGAAUCUGCUCAGAUGAACUUCAUACCUAAACAAUCACUCUGUGUCACAAGUUGAACUUGAACCUUCUCCAUUCUAGGUCUGUUCCCGAAGAUGUCAUCAGCAGCACAAAGGAGGAGUGGUGAGUGUUAUUAUAUUUUUAUAAACAUUAUCUUAAUAAACAAACCUCCCAGAAGAGGUAGGUGCCCAAACAAAUAAUGGAAAGCAGGAACUUUGAGAUGUUUUUCAUAUCAUUUCAUGAGAAGUUGUGAGGAGGAAUAUAUUUAAAUUGUAGAAUAUGAUAAUAUAUUAUAAUGUCCAUGAACGGCAAUAUUCAGGUUACUUGAUGAUUAUUCUUUUAAAUGAGUAAUGAUUAAACAGGCGUGAAGCCGCUAAAUAGCUAUAUGAUGCAAAUGAUUACAUCAGUACAUCAGCUUCUCUUGUUUUCAUUAUAAAAGUAAUUCCAUAUGUGAUGAUGGGCACACAGAUCAUCAUGUGUUUCAAGAUAGAUUUUGUAUAUUCUUUCAUAUUGCAACUUUCUUCCCUCCUCAUAUAAACAGACCCUGACAUUGACCCCUCUUGGUAUACCGGCCGUGGGAUCCGCCCUGUGGGUCGUUUUGGGAGGAGAGGUACUGCCUGGGAAGAAGCACAGCAAUCCAUGUACAGAUCCCAGGGUCAGACAUGUGUACCUAUACAGGAAAGCACUGAAUUCAUAGUAGACAACUGAGAUCCUCACUGUUUGUCAUCUCAUUCCGGAAAGGACUUCCUAGUCCCUUUAACUUCCUGUUUGUCUCAAACAAUGCUGCAGAUCGCUGUUAUAAUAACAAGACAUCAUGGGUUAUUGUUACGCUUGUGCCUAUGUACUGCUAAUGAUGGCAUACGUAGGUGCAGACAUAACCAUUGCUUCCGAUAUUCGUAAAAGAUUAAAUACAAGAAAUCCCCACAGUAUUUUAAGGUUCACAGUCAGAAAUAUUUCAUAAAUUGUGCUGGAAUUGAGUGUUUAUGCAUUGAUCACAGCACAUACUAUAGUUACAUAGCUGAAAAGAGACUUGCGUCCAUCAAGUUCAGCCUUCCUCACCUAUGUUUUUGCUGUUGAUCCAAAAUAUUUGCGUAUACUAAAUUUGAAGUUCAUGCCUCAGCUGUCCUCCUUUUCUGGAGUUUAAUAACCAGUGUGCAGGUUACCUCUCACACAAAUGUGACCCUCAUAUGGAUAGGGUCCUUUAACAAGUAUGCACAAUAAUCACCUUCUGCUGCAUGAAUGGAUAUUCUGUUCAGGAAUGUAAUACUACGAUCAAGAAUAUUUAGGAAUCUGCAUUCUAUGUAUUCCACACUGCUUAGAAAUAGAAAGAAAAGAAAAAAAAGUACAUAAAAAAAAAAAAAAAAGUGUCCUUCAAAGUUUUAACAAUUCAAUUUAUGAGCAAAUUAGCAUAUCAUAUAUAUGGGGAAAAAUACCCUUCUUUGCAUCAUUAACAUUAUGACAUUCUAGCUCAACAAUUACGCAAGCCAUCAAUUUACAGAGUUCAAAUUGCAAUUAAAGAUGGAGAGCUACUCCACUUGCAAGAUAUGUCCGAGGGAUAAUUCACAAGGCAUGGAUGUGGCCAACUUUAUCUUUUAUGCAUGCUCGAUCUUAAAUUUUGUAUUAAAUGUCUAUUCACUCUUGAUCAUCAUCCUCUAAUUUGUAAAAGAAUUUAAAGUACUUUGUUUUCUCAUGUCACAAUGGAAUAUUUUAUA
Molecule: messenger RNA, 5148 nt
Organism: Pelobates cultripes (western spadefoot toad)
Lineage: Eukaryota; Metazoa; Chordata; Amphibia; Anura; Pelobatidae
Source: the annotation of a GenBank genome assembly